This is a messenger RNA of Schistosoma guineensis, 354 nucleotides long. The record is from the annotation of a GenBank genome assembly. Lineage: Eukaryota; Metazoa; Platyhelminthes; Trematoda; Strigeidida; Schistosomatidae.
AUGUAUAUAAAUGACGGUCUAUUUAUCCUCGACUCAUCAAAGAUAAUCUGUAAAUAUAUACAAAUGCAUCAGCUUCUAGUGAUUAGUUUUGUCACCAUUUGUCUACUAUUCCCAAAUAUAUUUGCUAAAAAGCAAAAAGAAACCAUAGAUGUUCCAUUUGUUAUAGACGGAAAAGGUGAUAUGAUUAUUGAAGUUGGUGGAGUGAAAUUUUCGUUGAAUUCUAAACAAGUUUUAAAAUUUAACGAUGGUGAAAGUAAAACUGAAAUAGAUUUUGGAUCACCAACACCAGAAGAACUGAAAAAUAAGAAAGGUACACGUCGAUUAACUGAAUACUUUGAUGAAUCAGAAGUAUAG